UAGCCUGAUAAGAUAUCUACUGUCAGUUUGUGGGAGUGAACUAAGCAAAAGCCCAUAGCCCAAGAUAUUAAAAAAUGAAAGUGGAGCUGGGCAGGACACAUCCUACAAAAGCUAACUACCAAUGUUGCAAGGCAGGCACUUGAUUGGAAUCCACAAGGAAAGAGGAAAGUGGGCAGGCCCAAGCAAGCCUGGAAGAGGUUGGUCAUCAGCAAAACUGAGGAUGCUGGAAUGACAUGGGAGCAGAUGAAGCUGCUCAAAACAGAGUUCAGUGGAGAGUUGAGUUUGUGGCCCUAUGCUUCCCUUAGGGUUCACAAGAAUAAAUCUAGUCAAGAAUUCCUGGCAGAUGCCAAAAGAGUCUUUCAGACCUUAAAAAGCUCUUACAUCCUCUUAUACCAAACAAGGCAAGACAGUACUUAUAAACCUCAACAAGAAAAUUGUUCUUCAAUUGAUCCAAGUGCAAUUAGACUUAGAGGGAAAUGAAAAAGAUAGAGAUUGAAAAUGCCACCAGAGAGUCAUUGAACACCACAAUACAGUCACAAGAAGAUAAAAUCAAACAUCUUGAAAAAUCAAUAGUUGAAGACUAUGUUUUGAAAGUAGCUUAUGAAUCUUUACAGAAAGAGUUAAAGGAAAACUAUAUUCAUAAAGACAGAUAUGAAAAUGUACAGAAAUUAUUACAGACUGAACAAAACAAGCAUGGUGAGACUCAAGCCAAGUUACAAGAAGUUCUUGAAAAAUUCAAUGGUUGUCUAUUGGAUAUUGAAAAAUUGGAAUUUGAGUUGGCAGAAAAAAAUAUGACAUUUACUCAGGCAUAUGGAAAGUUAGAGAUGGAGCUGUCAGAGGCUCAAGCUAAAAUUAAUAAUUAUGAACAACUUGUUCAAGAAAUGACAACUUUAUGUGAAAGGCAAAGAACUUUUAUACAGCAAAAAGAAAAUCAGUGUCUUGAAUUAGAGAGAAAGAACAGCCAAACACAGCUACAGUUUGAAAAGAAAGUCAGAGACUCAGAAGUGGAAAAGCAGCAGGAUGCAUACAUGAACAAAAUAUUUAAUUGUGUUGACAGGAAACGAAAAACUUGAACAUUGGUCUAGGGCAUCUUUUAUCUGUUGUGUAAAUAGUUUUUUUUAGAAUUUGUUUACAUGAUUUAUUUCCUCACAUACUUUGCAUGCAAAUGUUGCUCUAAAUUUGUUAACAGACAUUUGUUGAUAAGAUAUUUACAAUAAUAAUUAUUAAAAGUAACUUUGUCUUUA
Molecule: messenger RNA, 1244 nt
Organism: Biomphalaria glabrata
Lineage: Eukaryota; Metazoa; Mollusca; Gastropoda; Planorbidae
Product: myosin-3-like
Exons: 7
Coding region: 477-1073 (198 amino acids)
Cellular component (GO): nucleus; cytoplasm
Molecular function (GO): DNA binding
Source: RefSeq, a predicted model, not a curated record